This is a messenger RNA of Hylaeus anthracinus, 399 nucleotides long. RefSeq lists its product as uncharacterized. NCBI's taxonomy places the organism in Eukaryota, Metazoa, Arthropoda, Insecta, Hymenoptera, Colletidae. Bases 1 to 399 code for a protein of 132 amino acids. The record is from RefSeq and is a predicted model, not a curated record. The transcript has a single exon.
AUGCGACCAAUUGACGUUACACCAACAAAUGCCUUGAAGCUCUUAACAACGGUUUAUAAUCACGUAAAGAUUGCCGCUCCCGCACAAUUCAGAGUGGGAGAUGCGGUACGUGUGAGCAAAUUCAAAACAAUUUUUGAAAAAAGUUACACACCUAAUUGGGGUACUGAAAUAUUUACGAUCGCCGAGAUUCAGAAAACUAAUCCCGCAACGUAUCUGCUAAAAGAUGUUUAUGGAAAACCAAUUGCUGGAGGAUUCUAUGAACACGAGUUGCAAUGCGUUGCCGACACUGAUGUGUACCUUGUGGAAGUGUUACGUCGGAAAGGAAAUAAGGUGUACGUGAAAUGGUUAGGAUUGAAUAGUGCACACAAUUCAUGGAUAAAUAAAGAUAAUUUAUUGUAA